GAAUUAUUCAUUAUGCACGUGAUGAAUGCCAAUCAGCCGUCGGCGUUGUUGUAAAUAGCUGUCUGAUCGCGCUAAGCGUUGCGUUGACGGGAGAGUGACACACGAAGAUGACACACACGACUCAGUCACCAGACAUGUUCGCAACAGCACUCGUGCAGCAACCUGUUGAUGGUGAAGUACCAGCGCAACAGGCUGCUGCGCCACAGCAAGCCACCAGUCAGGCAUCGUCUGCUCCUGCAGUUGGUAUCAUCGUUGAUACACAGAUGGAGAAUGAUAAAAGAUCUGUUAAAAGGCAUCCAUUGUUCCCUUUGAUGUCUCUACUUUUUGAGAAGUGUGAGCAAGCAACACAGAGUCCAGACCCACCAACAUCAGCCAGCUUUGAUGUGGAUAUUGAAGAGUUUGUACAUCGGCAGGAGCAGGCAGGCAGAGCAUUCUUCAGUGAUGAUUCCGAAGUAGACAACCUGAUGGUAAAAGCAAUACAAGUUCUAAGAAUCCAUUUACUAGAGUUAGAAAAAGUCAACGAACUGUGCAAGGACUUCUGUCAUCGGUACAUCACAUGCUUAAAAGGCAAGAUGGCGAGCGACAACCUACUACGCUCGGAAAACUCACCAAAUUUCCUUAAUGACUCGGAUCGAGAUAUGCUGUCAUCACCUGUUAGUAGUCAAAGCCAGGGUCCAUCUUCACAGCAAAAUAUACCACAGCACCAGCAAUCACAUCAACAACACCAUCAGUUGUUUCCUUCUGGGUCAAGUGGUAACAGUGGUGGCGCUAUAAUACUACAGCAACCAACACAAUCAUCUCAUCAACAGGUUCAACAACCACAAGUUCAAGCCCUUCUGAACCAUGCAGGUCAGGUAGUUUAUACUCCAGUAAUUCCACAAGGGGUGAUGACAUCACAAGGAAUAGUCACACAGGCUCUUCCAGGAACCGUCCAGAUCCAGCCUAGUCAACCGCAGCCCUUGAACCAACACCAGCCCAUUGUACCAAUCAUCCAUGGCUCAACGCCCAUUUCACAGAUUGGCCUUCCACCAAGUGGGCUGCAACAGGGAAUGAACCAAAUACCAAUUUCACAAUCUAACCAAAUGGCGUUAGGAUUGACAGAUCCGUACGAUGAUAUUAUGAACCGCAAGAAAAAUAAACGUGGUGUGCUACCCAAGCAUGCAACAAAUGUUAUGAGAUCAUGGCUCUUCCAGCAUAUAGUUCAUCCGUAUCCAACAGAAGACGAAAAAAGGCAAAUAGCAUCACAAACAAAUUUAACAUUACUACAAGUUAACAAUUGGUUCAUCAAUGCAAGGAGGAGGAUACUACAACCAAUGCUAGAUGCUAGUAACCCAGAAGCAGCAAAGGUAAAAAAGAAUAAAACCCAAAGUCGUCCAUCCAGUCAGAGGUUCUGGCCUGAAUCACUAGCAAACUUUGGUCAAGUCAGGGUAGGAGCCGAGGCACAGCAGUCCAACACACCAGUCAGUGAUGUCGUGACAUCAGCAGCUAUCAGUUCUGGAGCAGUAGAAGCGAUGGAGUCGAUGCAGGAAGAGGAAAUGUCACCGAUCGCAGCUGGUGGACAACAUCCAUCAAGAUCGCCAUCAUUAGACAACAUGGUUGUUAACGGUGAAGCAAAUCGUCAGAACAGUUGCGUGUCUGAUAUGUCAUCGGAUGAACUGGGCUUGCAUGAUGACCUUGAAUAGCAUUUAUACUUGACAAAAAAGAUGUAUGUGUUUUUAUGUAUCAGGCAAUUAUAUUUAUGACUAUACAAUGUGAUUGACUGUGUCAGGUUCUGAGGAAGGGAGAAAAACUACGUGCUGCGGUGCAAUGGUGAAGAAUAGCAGCAGAUCACCCUCUUGCUUAGCAGUAAUAUCAACACAAGGGAAUGAUGAUUGAUUGAGUAGUCUUCUGAAGAUGAAAAUACUGGCCAAGACAUCGGACACUUGUUCGCUUUUUGCCCACCGACUCCUUGUUGAGUAAAACAAAUUAGGAAUUAAUCUGGUGAUGUAAUCCAAGCUAGAAGCACCAUCAAAUCUUAUGAGUUUCAACUUGAAAACUUGAUCUUAGUAUAACUUGAAGGAGCAUAAAUAGCAAAUUAAAUGCCAAUUUGUAAAUUUGAGGACCGAUAACAUCUUUAUUUCCUCCUAUAGUGUGCAAUGUAUAGACAAGUACGAUAUUGUAAUGUACUUGUUAAAAAUAACUGUUGAAAGUUUGUUUUAUUUUCUUAAUUAUUUUAACUUUUUUUAAUUUUGUGUGCAUAAGGUGCUAUAUUGGCAAACAUUUUACUACUUAUAUUACCCUAGCUGUUGUGAACUCCAUUUUAGUAUAGAGAAAAUCUAUUUUCUCUUUGGUUUUAGUUACCAUACUUAAGUGAACUUCCUUCCAGUAUUGGAUACUGUUUUUGGUAUUUCUCAUUGAAACUGCCAAACCAGGUCAAGUGGUUGUGAAAGCACUAAUCUGUUGUUAGAGUAAAUAAGUAUAUUCUAAAUUUGUUUAAAGAAUAUAAUAACCAUUCAAGAUUGCGUCUCAGAAUCAAAAUAUAUUUAUUUAUUGUCUUUCACAAUUGGUAAUGAAACCAAUGAUAUCUGUAAAAUUGACUGUAGUUAAUAUUGUCCGGUUUAGAUAUAAUAGCAAGCCGAGCAAUCACUGGUUUUUGGCCGUGAUUCCAUGGAGAAUGCGCUGCGACGAGGCAUGCAUAUCGGAUCGCUCGGUCUAAUAAGCAGGCGGCAUUAUCUUCAAACUCUCAUUAAGAGCAGAGGUAGAUUCGUCGGCUAAAGAUCGUAUCACGCCAUCUGUGCUUGGCAUUCAAUUCGCAAAAAUUAUUUUGGAAGGUUUUUGUUUUCAUAUUUAAAAAAUAUCAUGAUUACUGUCCUUUAAAAAAUUGAUUUAUCCAAACAAAAUCAAUAACGAUUGUCAUUUUUAUGGCUCAUUUAUUGGGUUUGGUGGGUUUUUUUUUAUUUUCUGUGAUUUAAAUACUGAUAACAUAACAUAUGUUGUUAUCAAAAUGAUAUAAGCAUAGUUUUGCUUAUGAUGGGCCAACAAUCAUAAUAAGGAUGAGGAUGAUGUAGAUAAAUGAGGAUGAUAAAAAUGAUGAGAUUAUGGUGAAAGAGGAAGAUGAUGAUCAGUAGAAUGAGAUUUUAUGAGGAGAAUAUGAAUGAGGAGGGUGAUGAUAAUGUAGAAACCGUCUGUGGCAUUGAUUAAUAAUAUUAAUAAAUUAAUAAUUUGCAUUGUUUGCAAUUAUUAAACUUAAUUCAUUAGCAGUCAGUAUCAUGUUUUAAUAUUCAAAUUGUCUAUCAUCAGGUUUACAAUUGAUCAUUAAGGUUCUGCAUUCAUUUCAAAUGUAGAUAUUUUUUUCUGAUGAUUUUAAUUCACUUAUAAAUUGAUUAUAUCAUUAAUUACAUUGAUGAUUUGGAUUUUAAUUAAAAUUUAAAUCAAUAAAAAUAAUAAUGGCAAUUCUUUAAAUAUUUGAUCUCUUUUAAGAGAGUAAGUUAUCAAUGUAUUUUAAAUAUUGAAAACAGGUUUCAAAAUGUGUUUUGACGACAGUAUUAUAGACUUACUUAAAGUUGCUAUUAUAAUUUGAUUCAUAUUCAAAGCAACAUUUCUAUGAAAAUUCCAAAGAAAAUUAAUAUCUGACAAGGUUAUUAAACAGAAAAUAUUAUUUAUUAUGGUAUAAGCAAAUAUUUGUGCAUAACUUUGUCUUGGUUUGUAAGGUAAAGGGAGGAGAAUACCUCAUAACUUGCAUCAUUGUGCUGAAUUGGAUAUGGACGUGGUUUAUGACUACUGUAGCAGCUGUGGAGGCACUGUGUAGCUUCACAUUAGCUCAACCUGCCCUCAAUAAACUAACUUACAUUAUCUCACUAUAUUAAUUGGAUUAAACACAUUAUCAAGGAUAAGUACUGAGUGUUUAACACUGGUGUCCUUGGAUUCAAUUAUGGGUAAACGGAUUAGCUGCCUUUUUAUGAGGUUUUAAUUGUUCUUUACCGCCGAAAGUGCGGUAUUCUAACGUUAGUUUAAGGAGGGCUGGUCGGCCUAAUGAUGUUGACGUGCAUACAACCGUCAGUGGGUGUCCUACGCAGGCAUGACGUUUUCAAAAACAGGAGUAAGCUCUCUUGUUCUAUUUAUACUCUUUGGUUGGAGGCACCGCCUACUCUUCCAAGAGUUGCAAUGGGUUCUUUGAAGUGCACACAAGCUGGUUUUAAGUCCUUAUUCAAGAAGAGAAUGUUACUUGAAUAUUCAUAAGCAAUAUUCUAAACAGUUAUUUUUUUCAAAUAUCAGGUAUUUGAUGUUUUCACUAGUUUUUUAAAAAUAAUUGAUGGACAAUUAUUUCAAGUACAUUUGUGAAUAUGUAACAUGUGUAAAUAAAUAUCAGCAUAAAUUGA
Messenger RNA from Anneissia japonica, 4358 nucleotides. RefSeq names its product homeobox protein PKNOX2-like. Lineage: Eukaryota; Metazoa; Echinodermata; Crinoidea; Comatulida; Comatulidae. Gene Ontology annotation, biological process: regulation of transcription by RNA polymerase II. The record is from RefSeq and is a predicted model, not a curated record. The transcript is spliced from 9 exons. The coding region runs from base 108 to 1682 and encodes 524 amino acids. Gene Ontology annotation, molecular function: RNA polymerase II cis-regulatory region sequence-specific DNA binding; DNA-binding transcription factor activity, RNA polymerase II-specific.